Molecule: messenger RNA, 2355 nt
Organism: Helianthus annuus (common sunflower)
Lineage: Eukaryota; Viridiplantae; Streptophyta; Magnoliopsida; Asterales; Asteraceae
Product: disease resistance protein UNI-like
Exons: 4
Coding region: 1-2355 (784 amino acids)
Molecular function (GO): protein binding; ADP binding
Source: RefSeq, a predicted model, not a curated record
AUGAAGAAAGCAGAUGAUUAUACAUCCAACGCCACACAGUUUACUAACAGAGGAGAAGACCAGGAGAAAUGCUUCCAUUUGUGUACCCUCCGUCGUUGUAGUAAGACGGCGAUAGAAAAGACGUGUUCUCUUCAGCAGCACCAAGAAGAGGGUAAGAGUUUUGAAACUUGUGUCUCCCUUCCUGCUCAAGCCCCAGGAUUCACAGACCUCUACGAAAGUAAAAAUCUUGACGAUAUCGACACCCAAAAGUCGACUUUGGAGGAGAUCAUUCAAGCUGUAGAAGAUGACACGAUACAAAUAGUUGGAAUCAAUGGCUUAGGAGGUGUAGGUAAAACUACAUUAGCCAGUGAAGUUGCUAGCAAGAUGAAUAAUCAAUUUGAGGAUACUGUGUUUAUAACAGUCUCAAAAACUCUUGAUGCUAGAAUGAUUCAAGAAAAGGAAGAGCUGGAGCUUGAGAAGCUGGGCAUUCCAUGUAGAAGCAAGUACCCGAAUUACAAGAUUUUGCUUACAUCUAGAAGCAAGGAUAUAUGUGUGGCCAACAAUGCCCAGACUAAUGUUUCGGUAAACCCUUUGCAAGGUGAAGAAGCAUGGACCCUUUUUGAACGUGUAGUUGGUAAAAGUGAAUGGGAUGAUAGAUUGAAAAAAGUUGCGUUGAAGAUUGUUAAAGAGUGUGGUGGAUUACCACUUUUUAUUCAAGCUCUAGGAAAAGCUUUGAAAGACAAAGAAAUUAGAAUGUGGGAGGUAGCGCUUCGUCGACUACAAGCUCCCAUAGAUGGGGAUGUCACCUACAAAAAAGAAGGACUACUGCAAUUGAAGCUGAGCUAUGACCAUCUUGAAAAUGAAGUAGCUAAGUCAUGUUUCUUACUGUGUAGUAUGUUCCCAGAAGAUGGAAACAUUGGCCUUAAAAGGUUGACACAUUAUGGACUCGCUCUAGGGAUAUUUAAUAAUCCCGAUAGCAUUCAUGAUACAAAAGAUAAAGUUCAAGAGGCUGUUGAGUCCCUUAAAUCAUCUUUCUUGUUAUUGCCGGUGGAUUAUAAUUACUCAUUCCGAUCUCGUUUAGAAGAAGAAGAAGAAGAAGUAUUCAAAAUGCAUGACCUUGUUCGAGAUAUGGCAUUGUUCAUCACGUUUAAAGGCAAUGACAAGUUUUUGGUGCAGUCUGGAAAAGGUUUGACGGAAUGGAAACCAAGAAUCGACUGUAUAAAAAACUACAAGAAGAUCUCGCUCAUGGAAAAUAAUAUAUGUAAGCUUCCUGAUUAUGAACUUGAUUUACCACACCUUGAUACCUUCCUUAUACAAUAUAACAAACUUACCAUUGUUCCGGAUGAAUUCUUUUGGGGCAUGAAAGAGCUUAAAGUUUUAGAUAUGUGGGGUAACAAGAUUUCAUCUCUUCCACAAUCACUAAAGCAAUUGACAGUACUCCGCUUGCUAGAUCUAUAUGGAAACAAAGUCUGUGAAAUUUCUAUACUUGGGGAGUUGACAUGUCUAGAGAUUCUAAAGCUUAGAGAGUUUGACAUUGGGAGACCCGGAGACCCAAGGAAACCUGGUCACAAACGCUGCCUAGAUGUUUUAGGAUAUAGCUCACUGACGAUGCCAAUUAGGAAACUGAUUCAACUAGCUGAAUGGUUACGUUUGUCAGGUAUAGAAGAUUUGGAUAGCAUCUUACCAGAUCUAUAUCAAGAAGUUUUUGAUGAAUUAAAGUAUAUUAGUUUGUCAUCAUGUGACAAUGUUAAAAGCUUGGUGAAGACAUGUGACUUGGACGCAAUGCAUGCUUGGAAUGAAUGUGGUCCAAUGAAAACAAAUGGGAAGUUCUUUUCCCAGGUCGAAAGAAUCGACUUGGGCUAUUUGAACGGCUUGGAGCUUCUGUGGGAUAACCCACAUCAAUAUAUAAGCUUUUGUAAUCUAGUUGAAAUCCGUAUUAAUAAUUGCUCCUCUUUGUUAAAGCUAUUCCCUAUGAGUGUAGCACAAGGGCUUGUCAACCUCAGAGUUUUAAUUAUUACACAUUGUGAGAGUUUGGUGGCUGUUAUCUCGGAUGGAGGUGAACAAACAACUGGAAACGGAAUUGAAUUGGUAAAACAGGAUACAGAUAUCAUGUUCACCCUUACUAAAAUUUUCCUUAUUGGUCUGUCCAAACUGGAGAGCUUCUACUCUGGCCAUACUACCAUCAAAUAUCCUUCUUUGGAGGAUAUUCAAGUGCAUGAUUGUCCUAGCAUGAAGAGAUGGAGUUAUGUAGAAAACCAUAUACCCAAUAUCAAAUUUGAGCAUCAAGGGAGGGAGUGUAGCAUUAAUGAUUAUAUUGGAGGACAACAAGAGAUGACUGGAAACUUCACGAAAAUGAAAGGAUCUUGGGAUUUCUAG